Messenger RNA from Knipowitschia caucasica, 1923 nucleotides. The record is from the annotation of a GenBank genome assembly. NCBI's taxonomy places the organism in Eukaryota, Metazoa, Chordata, Actinopteri, Gobiiformes, Gobiidae.
AUGAAAGUGGAUAAAGCUUUACCCUACAAAGCCCUGACCUGGGGUCAGCUGCGUAUGGAAGGGAGAACAGCGCAGACAGGCAGACGGUCAGACGGCAGGACGGAUACACGGGUGGGGGCUGUGCUGGGCGGCUCGGCGGCAGGCUGGUGGAAGAUGUCGUCCGGAGCCGGAGGGAGGGGGGGGCGUCGGCUCAGGGGCACGGUGAGCAGCUGUGGAGGAAGAGGUGGCUGUGGAGAGGCAGAGGAGGGCUCAGUGGGCAUCCCUUUCCCUGAGCACAGCACUGACAUCCUGGGCAGCCUCAACAAGCAGCGGCUCACCGGACUGCUGUGUGACGUGCUUCUGGUUGCACAGGAGCGUGAAUUCCCCGCUCACCGCUCCGUCCUGGCCUCCUGCAGCUCAUACUUCCACAAGCUUUUUACCUCGGGGGCCGCCGCUGACCAACAGAACGUCUACAACAUUGACUUUGUGGCUGCGGAGGCUCUGGGCGCUCUGCUGGAGUUUGCCUACACAGCCACACUGACGGUCAGCCACAACAGCGUGGCUGAUAUCCUCGCCGCUGCACAUCUUCUGGAAAUCCCUCCAGUGCAGGAUGUCUGUACUCACCUCCUUGACACAAAAGUGCUCUCCCCAUCGUUGGAAUGUGAUCAGAAAGGUGGCGAUGAGGGCAAAGGCUGUGGUGGCCAAGACAAGGGGAACCGCGUGCGGGCCCGUGAAUAUUUGGAGUCUUUUCAGAGAGGGAUUCACUGGAGCAGCAGUUGCAGCACGCCGGAGCUCAGGGACCUGUCCACACACCUGCACUUUAACAAUGGGAACGGGGGGAUACCCAGUAACGGGGCUUUAGGUGGUGCGGGGGAAUACUACUCCCCUCUCUCCUUGGCCCUGGCCCCAGCCCCCUCUCAAGAGCCAGAAGAUGAAGAUGAUGACGAAGAAGAGGACGAUGAUGAUGAUGGCGACACAUUUCAGGGCAAUGGAGCAAGCCUCAAUUCAACAUACUACCAUCCACCUCAAAACGGCCACUACUACCUACCUGCAGAGUCCAGGCUGGGGCAGGAGGCAGAGAUGGAGGAUGAGGGUAAGGAGCUGAUGUUGAGAGAGAGGGGUCCAGCCAGUGCCCUCCUGCAGCAGAUGAUGGACUCCAUAGAACGGCAGAAAAAGCGCAUUCUGGCCGGUGAGGACCUGGGGGAUGGGGACGAGGCUGAUGUGGAAUUUUACUUGAAUUACUUUAACAGCACGCAGCACGAGGACCCUGCGUCUGCUGCUGUGACACAGGGAGAGCAGCCACUCUGGUUGUCACGGAGCAGCACGGGACCAGAGCGAGGGGACCGAGCAUCAGGGGAGAGGGGGGACUCAACUGGAGGAGAGCGAAAGAUGCGCUCCAAGGCCUUCCAAAAGUGCCCCAUUUGCUCCAAGGUUAUCCAGGGCGCAGGCAAAUUACCCCGCCAUAUCCGAACGCACACGGGAGAGAAACCUUAUGAAUGCACCAUCUGCAAAGUGCGAUUUACCAGGCAGGACAAGCUCAAGGUCCACAUGAGGAAGCACACGGGAGAGAAGCCUUACCUGUGCACACAGUGCGGCGCAGCGUUUGCUCACAACUACGACCUGAAGAACCACAUGCGUGUGCACACGGGGCUGCGGCCGUACCAGUGCUCCAGCUGCUUUAAGACUUUUGUUCGCUCAGACCACCUCCAUCGUCACCUCAAGAAGGACGGCUGUAACGGCAUCCCCUCCCGCCGCGGCCGAAAGCCCCGUGUGCGGGAGCCUGACCUCCUGGGGGCCUCCAUGAGCCUGCUGACCCCCCCUCUGGACACUGGAGUGGCCCCUCGUUCUGACCCUGGGCGGAGGCGCCCUGAGGCCAGCUCUGCAGCUGAGCCCCAUGCACACAGUCCUCUGCUGCAGCCACUAGGAGGGGACACCGGGCCCUGA